This is a messenger RNA of Plutella xylostella (diamondback moth), 2262 nucleotides long. The record is from RefSeq and is a predicted model, not a curated record. Lineage: Eukaryota; Metazoa; Arthropoda; Insecta; Lepidoptera; Plutellidae.
AUGUACCGACAAGUGAGCGUCGAGCCUAAACAGCGUGACCUACAAAUGAUACUCUGGCGCGAUAAUCCAUCAGAUCCGAUACAAACUUAUCAUUUAAACACAGUGACUUAUGGCGAAGCCAGUGCCGCCUUCCUAAGCUGUAGAUGUCUGAAACAACUUGCUAAUGAAUGCAACGACCCCGACGUAGCUAGAACAAUAAAUAAUGAUUUUUACGUCGAUGAUUUGUGUACCGGUGAUGACAGCGCAUCAAAAUUAUUAAAAAUCUGUCACGAUACGGCUAAUGUUUUACAGUCAGGCUGCUUCCCUUUGCGCAAAUGGAUAUUUAAUUUUGACAACGAUUUAUCUAGUAGCGAAAUGGCCAAAGAGUUAUCACUAGGUGAAGAUAGUCAGUGCAAAACAUUAGGAUUAGGCUGGUACAAUCUUAGUGAUGAGUUGUAUUUUCACACAAAGUUUUCAGGGGGGACUGAGGAUAUAACUAAACGUAAAAUAUUAUCAGGUGCAUCUCAAAUUUUCGAUCCAAUCGGCUUAAUAAAUCCGGUGAUCACAACAGCAAAAACUUUACUUCAAAGUCUAUAUUUGUUAAAGCUGGGUUGGGAUGAAAUAGUACCAUUAAAUAUCGCACAAUCAUGGAUAUCGUUUGUAAAUAGUUUGUCGUCGCUCAAUGAAAUACGCAUACCACGUUAUGUAAUGGGUUGUAACAACACACGCAAAGAGCUUCAUAUAUUUACCGAUGCAUCUCAGGUAGCUUAUGGCUCGUGCGCAUACAUACGCACAAUUGAUAACAGAUCAGCUGUUACCGUAAGGUUACUUUAUUCCAAGGGCAAGGUCGCGUCGCUUCAACCAGUUAGCAUUCCACGGCUGGAGCUCUCGGGAGCAUUAGUAGGCGCACGACUUUAUCACAAGAUAAUUAACUCGCUCAGAUCGAAGUUCGAUAACGUCGUAUUUUGGACUGACUCAACUAUAGUAUUAGGAUGGCUACGUAUGCCAUGUAACUUGCUGAAAACGUUUGUUCAAAAUAGGGUCGCGGAGAUUCAUGAACUUACCAAAGACAGUCUAUGUCAAUGGCGGCAUGUUAGUGGUAAAGAUAACCCAGCCGAUAUAGUAUCACGUGGACAAAGUUUAGGUAUGUUAAAAGAAAAUAGUCUUUGGUGGAAUGGCCCUACAUACCUACAUGACCCUCAGUUUGACGUAACGAGCUUGAAGGCACCGUUAGUACCUAAUCACACAGAGUUACCCGAAAUAAAGCCAACUGCCGUACAAAGUCAUGUAACACAACAAAAUAAUGAUGAGUCAUGGCUUGAUUUUAAUAGGUUUUCACAGUUUGUUCGCAUGCAACGAGCGGGUGCCUACGCCUUAAGGUUUAUUUAUAACGCGCGCAACAAAAUCAAAAGAAUAGGCCCGUUAUCAGUUGACGAACUUAAUGAAUCGCUCACAACACUGACAAAAUUAGCACAAAGGGAAUCAUUCUCCGACUUAUUCAAUAAAAAUGGUCUGUCAGUAUCUAAAUCAAAUAGUUUAUCGAAACUGAAUUUAUUCUUAGAUGAUAAACAAAUUAUUCGUGUGGGAGGUCGCAUACAGAACUCCUUAGAUUUUAGUUUUAAUAAAAAGCAUCCUGCCUUAUUAUCAUCUAAACAUUAUUUCACGCUGUUAUUGUUUAGACAUCAACAUAAACAACUGAUGCACGCAGCUCCGCAGCUUCUGUUGUACACCGUGAGGGAGGCGUGGUGGCCGGUCGCCGGCCGCUCGCUCGCGCGCCGCGUCGUGCACGCCUGCGUCACGUGCGCCCGCCUGCGCGCCCAGACACUACAACCCAUCAUGGGUAACUUACCCGCGCAAAGGUUACAACCUGGGUUUCCAUUCGAACGCUGUGGGGUAGACUACGCUGGUCCUGUGCUCAUAUUGAACCGUAGAGCACCUGCCACCGCCGACCUGCGAGACAAGCCGAUGCUGCGCCUCACACGCUACCAGAGAGUCGAGCAGAUCCGCCAGCACUUCUGGGCCAGGUGGUCCAAGGAGUACGUCUCGGAGCUGCAGCAGAGGAUCAAGUGGAGGACGAGCAGUGAGGACUUGAAGGAGCACACCAUGGUUCUCAUCAAAGAUGACAAUCUACCACCAUUGAAGUGGAGCCUGGGUCGCAUCACACGAGUCUACCCGGGCAGAGAUGGCAUAUCAAGAGUGGCCGAUAUCAGAACCGCCAAUGGGACUACACGCAGGGCAUUCUCCAAAAUAUGCCCGCUUCCUGUGGAUGACUGUUCCUGUUGA